Diabrotica balteata is the source of this 3979-nucleotide messenger RNA. The record is from the annotation of a GenBank genome assembly. NCBI's taxonomy places the organism in Eukaryota, Metazoa, Arthropoda, Insecta, Coleoptera, Chrysomelidae.
GUGUCAGGUUUUAAAGGUUUGAUUUCCACGUCAAUACCAGUAAAUUUGUUAAAAGUAUAUGUUUUUUUAUAGUAAAAGACAAUUUUAUGUUGAAAUGUGCUAAUAAUGCGAUAGGUAUUGUAUAAAACUAAAGUUGUUACUGAGUCUUUUGUGUGUUUUGAAAAAACGAAUAUGUUAACCAAGUUUGAAACAAAAUCCGCCCGGGUAAAAGGGCUAUCUUUUCAUCCUAAACGUCCCUGGAUCUUAACUAGUCUUCACAAUGGUUGUAUCCAAUUAUGGGACUACCGCAUGUGCACUCUCUUAGAGAAAUUUGAUGAGCAUGAUGGCCCUGUAAGAGGCAUUUGCUUCCACAAUCAACAGCCCUUAUUUGUUUCUGGUGGUGAUGAUUACAAGAUCAAAGUAUGGAAUUACAAACAAAAACGGUGCAUUUUUACUCUAUUGGGUCAUUUAGAUUACAUUCGCACAACAUUGUUCCACCAUGAAUAUCCAUGGAUAGUUUCCGCAUCUGAUGAUCAAACUAUUAGGAUCUGGAAUUGGCAGAGCAGAACUUGCAUUUGUGUUCUAACUGGACAUAAUCACUAUGUUAUGUGUGUAAGUUUUCAUCCUUCUGAAGAUUUGCUGGUGUCAGCUUCCUUGGAUUCCACUGUUAGAGUUUGGGACAUUUCAGGCUUAAGAAAGAAAAAUGUAGCUCCAGGUCCAGCAGGACUAGAAGAACACUUAAAGAAUCCAGGAGCAACUGAUCUUUUUGGUCAAGCAGAUGCAGUUGUAAAACAUGUGUUGGAGGGUCAUGAUAGAGGUGUCAACUGGGCAUCUUUCCAUCCAACUCUGCCUCUUAUUGCCUCAGGUGCUGAUGAUAGACAAGUAAAAUUAUGGAGAAUGAAUGAUUCUAAAGCAUGGGAGGUUGAUACAUGUAGAGGCCACUGGCAUAAUGUUUCUUGUGUUUUAUUCCAUCCUAGACAAGAACUGAUUCUCUCAAACAGUGAAGAUAAAACUAUUAGAGUUUGGGAUACUACUAAAAGAACUUGUCUACACACAUUUAAAAGGGAAAAUGAAAGAUUUUGGAUAAUGGCAUCACAUCCAAAUCUCAACUUGUUUGCUGCUGGACAUGAUGGUGGAAUGGUUAUAUUCAAACUUGAGCGUGAACGUCCAGCUUACACAGUACAUGGCAACCUCCUGUACUAUGUUAAGGAACGUUUCUUACGAAAACUUGAUUUUACCACAUCUAAAGAUGUUCCAGUCAUUCAGAUUCGUGGUGGAGGAAAAAUACCAGUUUAUAAGAUGUCCUUUAAUCCAGCUGAAAAUGCUGUUCUUCUUUCCACAAGAACUUCAAACUUGGAUAAUAGUACAUACGAUUUAUAUGUGAUUCCAAAAGAACAGGAGAGAGAUGAUCAAGUACCAGAUCUAUUUUUUUUAUUAGAAGCUGAAAGUAAAAGGUCUUCUGGACUUACGGCAUUAUGGGUCGCAAGAAAUAGAUUUGCAGUUUUGGACAGGACUCAUCAAUUAAUUAUCAAGAACUUGAAAAACGAAGUCACCAAAAAGGUACAAACUCCUACAUGUGAUGAGGUAUUUUACGCUGGUACUGGAAUGCUGUUAUUAAGAGAUUCUGAACAUGUUACUCUGUUUGACGUUCAACAAAAGAGAACUUUAGCACAAGUGAAAAUUAACAAAUGCAGAUAUGUUGUCUGGUCGUCUGAUAUGUCCCAUUUGGCUCUGCUUUCCAAACACAACGUGACUAUUUGUAAUAGGAAAUUGGAUGUUUUAUGUUGUUUACAUGAAAAUACUAGAGUAAAAUCUGGAGCUUGGGAUGAUACAGGAGUUUUUAUUUAUACUACAAGCAACCACUUGAAAUAUACACUUAAAAACGGUGAUCAGGGAAUUAUUAGAACCCUCGAUCUUCCAAUAUACAUCACCAGAGUAAGAGGAAACCAGAUCUUUUGCCUUGAUCGUGAAUGCAAACCACGAGUAUUGACAGUGGAUUCAAUGGAAUACAAGUUCAAACUUGCAUUAAUUAAUCACAAAUAUGAAGAAGUUUUGUAUAUGGUUCGAAAUUCUAAAUUGGUUGGGCAAUCCAUGAUUUCAUAUUUACAACAAAAAGGUUAUCCUGAGGUAGCCCUACAUUUUGUAAAAGACGACAAAACUCGAUUUACUUUAGCUCUGGAAUGUGGAAAUAUUGAGAUUGCUCUGGAAGCUGCGAAAUCUCUGAAUGACAAAGCUUGUUGGGAUCAGCUUGCACAUGCUGCACUAUGGCAAGGAAACCAUCAAGUAGUUGAAAUGUGUUAUCAAAGAACCAAGAGUUUCGAAAAAUUAUCUUUCCUAUAUCUGAUUACCGGCAAUCUGGAUAAGUUAAGAAAAAUGAUGAAAAUUGCAGAAAUUAGAAAAGCUAAAUCAUCUCAAUAUCAUGCUGCACUUUUGCUUGGCGAUCUUGAAGAGCGUGUUAAAAUUUUGAAGGCUUCCAAUCAACUUUCUUUAGCCUACUUGACAGCUGCUACUCACGGAAUGCUAGAUGAAGCUGAACAGCUGAAGGAACAAAUUGGGGAAAAGAAAGGUUUUCCAGAUGUAGAUCCAAAUGCCAAAUUUUUGAAGCCACCUCCUCCAAUUCAACAAGCAGAAUCCAACUGGCCUUUGUUGACAGUUAGUAGGGGAUUUUUCGAAAAUACGGCCGCAGUUGCUACAGCUUCGGCUAACAUGAAAUCUCUCAUGGCCGAACCUGUGGCUGAUAUGGGAAUGGAAGAGGCACCAGGUUGGGGAGACGACGACGAACUGGAGCUGGAUCCAGAAGAGAAGAAAGCUGAAGCUGCUGCAGGUGGUGGUGAUGGUGAAGGCGGCUGGGAUGUUGAAGAUGAAGGAUUGGAAAUACCUGAUUUGGGUCCAUCGGUUGCUGUUGAAGCAGAGGGCAAUUUUGUUCAUUUGCCUACGCAAGGACCAUCCCCACUGGUUACAUGGACCAAAAAUUCGCAGUUGGUUGCUGACCACAUUGCUGCCGGUUCGUUCGAAUCAGCUGCGAGGUUGCUUCAUGAUCAAUUAGGAGUAGUCGAUUUUAAACCAUACGAAAGCUUAUUUAUUAGUUUGUAUAGCAGUUCUAGAACAGUUUAUUCUUGGCAGCAAAAUAUACCGCCGUCAUUUAGCUACCCGUUGAGAAAUUGGAAAGAUGCCAACCUUAAGAACCAGUUGCCUGCUUCUGGUGUGAAAUUGAAUGAACUAGUCGCCAAAUUACAGGCUUGCUAUCAACUGACUACAGGAGGCAAGUUCACGGAAGCCAUAGAAAAAUUCCAAACCCUUCUUCUCUCAGUAACAUUAGUAGUAGUAGAGAAUAAACAAGAAAUAUCGGAAGCACAACAGUUGUUGAGGAUAUGUAGUGAAUACAUUUGUGGUCUUCAGAUGGAAACUUUAAGAAAAACCUUACCGAAAUCUUCACACGAAGAACAGAAACGUCAAUGCGAGAUGGCGGCUUACUUCACACAUUGUAAACUCCAGCCUAUACAUCAAAUUUUAACACUCAGGACUGCUCUAAACAUGUUCUUUAAGCUCAAAAAUUACAAAACAGCCUCAUCAUUUGCUAAAAGACUUCUUGAGCUCGGUCCAAGACCUGAAGUAGCUCAACAAGCUAGAAAGAUCAUUCAAGCCUGUGAUACCAAUCUCACCGAUGAAUUACAGAUGCAGUAUGAUGAACAUAAUCCUUUCAAUUUGUGUGGUCACUCGUAUACACCGAUUUACAGAGGAAAAGCUGAAGAAAAAUGUCCCUUGUGUGGAACUUCUUACUUGCCUAAAUAUAAGGGAACCUUGUGCAAUGUUUGCCGGGUAGCUGAAAUUGGAAAGGAUUGUAUUGGACUCAGAAUAAGUGUACAUCAAUUUAGAUAGGUUAGAUGCAUUUUGUAUAUGGAAAUGAUUAAGUAUUGAAAUAUUUGAGAUCUUAUUCUCAAUUUAGAGAUGUUUUAUUAUAAAUUUUAUUUUAUUUGUAAAAAUAUAUGUUUGAUAAUCC